UAAUCCCAGUUCAAGGAGGAAAUAACGAACUGUUUUUUACAGGCUAUCAUAAAGUAGCUAGUCAUUUGUCUACGGGUUUCCUUUUCGUUAACAACAUCUAUUUCAGCGGUGAAUUAGUUGACGAACGGUUACCUCACACCGGCUGUCGUCGUUUUGCUAGCACCGGGGCAGCAAGAGCCCCAAAUCCGAUGUUACGUUAGCGUCCUGGCUUCUUCACAAAGAGUGUAUAAAGUCGUUCAAGAUGCUUGCUGAUUAAAGUUGACUGGAAAUCUUGUUAAUCCAGGCCAUCAUUGUCAGCUAACGUUAGCUCCCUUCCUGGUGAGCAACCCGAAAGAGCUGUCAACCAGUUUAGCGGUUAGAAACAUUAUUAAGGGUUUGGUAGAGCCAUGUCAGAUGAAAAUACACAGUUCUGUGGCAAUUGCAAACAUGAUAUUCCUGAGGCAAAUUUUACUACCCAUGAGAUUCACUGUCGAAGAAACAUUGCACUGUGUGAUGUAUGCCAGGAGCCGGUGCCCAGGUCAGACCUGCAGGAGCACAAACAGCAGGAGCAUACACAGAUUACAUGCAAAUGUGGUUUGAAGAUUGAGAAGAAUCAUGUUGAUGUUCACCAGAGCUCUGAAUGUUCUCAGCGGCUGGUCCCGUGCCAAUACUGUGAACUGGAGAUUGUUUUCAGUCAGUCCAAAGAACAUGAAGAUUAUUGCGGUACACGCACUGAGCCCUGCUCAAACUGCAAGUGCAAUGUAAUGUUGAGGGAACAAAAUGUGCAUCCAGUCUUAUGUCCAAGCCUCACACCACCCCAGGAGAGGAACAAUAGCCGGACAAGUCGCAGUUCAGUAGAACCGCAGUCUCCGGGACCAUGGUUUGAAGCCCAUUCCAUCCGAAACCUUCUAGGAGCCCAAGAGAGAGGCCCAAAGAAUAAUAACAUCAGUGCAGCAGAGCAACAGGGAUUUCCCCACCCAUUUGAUACCAGAGUUUAUAACACUUCAGGGGGACCUCAAGGAUCAGGAGACUGGAAGAAUUCUGCCCCUAGAAAUACAUUUAGCCACAUGCUGGAGCAGAGGGAUUUUCUGACCAGCAGCAGCAGCAGCAGUACAUGGCCUCAUAGUGAGCUCACCCUUGAUGAGGAUUCAUCAGGCCUGGACUACAUGUUGGCUCUCAGCCUGCAGAGUGAUGGAGAAUCUGUGGCUGGAGGUGUAGAGGGCAACGUGUGGAGUGGUAUCUGGGACCACAAGUUUGGGAAGACAUUUAACACCUCUGUAAACUCUUCACUCUCUCUGCCCAACAACAACUACCCACACUUCACUACCAGCACAAGUACAGUCCAGGAACAUGAUCAAACAGAUACCAUGCUGCCUUGUGAGUUUUGCGAAGAGCUGUUUCCUGAAGAGGACCUCAUUUUGCAUCAGACUGGGUGCAGCCCCGCCUCUGCCUUUGCGUCCUAUAGCAAGCAUCCCACGUCUCCACCUAAAGAGGACCGGAUGAGCAGGAACGCAUCAGGGCUGAUGCACAAUGUCCCUGACACACUCGCUUCAAACAUCCCCACUUUCCAUCGGUCGGUCUCCCCGGCCUCCUAUAGUCCUCCAGCCAGUCCACUAGAGGGCGAUGUGGUUAUUCCAUGCGAAUUCUGUGGCAUUGCUCUAGAAGAGGCUGUUGUCUUUCACCAUCAGGACAAAUGUGACAUGCGUCCUCAGACUGCUCAUCCACUGAAUAAUCUAACAAGAACAUCUGUCAAAAAACCACUGAGUCCUGGAAAAGAGACCUUUAGCAGCAUGUCUCCAGAUUUUCAAGGAAGAGUAAAGCACCAAGGUAACUUAUUGGAGGAGGACUUUGGAUUUGACAGAGACACACCACAAGGACAAAACCCAAGGGAAUGGCAGAGAGGCUACAUUGGACGACCAAGUCAAAGGAAGACGUCCAACUGUGAUGUUUCUGUCACCACCAGACCACAGCAUGGCAGGGAAGCAGAGGGGGCUCAGUCGUCUUUCUGUGACACUGAGAAGUCUGGUUCUGUAUCUUUAAAGGGACUACUACCAGAAAAUAAAGAAGGGAGAGGGAACAUAAGGAAUCCAAUGACAAAGAAACACAAUUCCAACUUCUGUGCGUUCAAGUUCAAGUUGCCCAAGAAGCAGAAUGAAGAGCAGGAGGAAGAGUGAGAGCAGGGACGUCUGGAGAAGUAGACAAACCAAAUCUCAUACUCUGCUUUUCAUUUAUCUUUUUGCACACUUUUGAAAAUGAAACACAUACCUAUCUAAUAAGUGCCUGUGUGAGUAUUAGUAUCUUGCAGUUUAUAUUUUCAUGAAUUCUACUAUUCAAGUGUAAGUAAGUAUUUUGGUUUAUUCAUGCAUAUUCUGCUUCAUUUCAAGAUUUGUUUCAAAGGUUUGUAUGUCUAACAUCUAGCCUUAACAGUUAAAUUAAAAAAUCAAUUUUUAUUUACAGUGAUUUGAAGUUUUUUAUUUUUAACCGUACAAGUCGUGUCAUGGCUUAUUAAGAACAAUGAGAACAUCAAACACAGACACAUGACUUUGUCAGUGUAGAUUUGUCUAACUUAAUCUUUACCUUGUUGCUUUAGCCAAGGACAAUUUGUUUUCUCCCCUGUUUGCCAGUUCCUUCCUGGUUUCUGCAUCCUUAUGUAACCUAAAGCACUUUGAUAGAUUAUUUUGUUUAAAAAGGGCUUCAGGAACAGAUUUGAUAAAUUUAUGCAUCUUUGACCAAGAAAAAAAAAACUGUAUUAUCGAACAUUUGUCUUUUUAUACUGUCUAUCAUUUGUCUUUAAUACUCCUCAGUAAUUUUGAUUUUUUUUUUUUUUUUAUCUUAACUAUAGAACUCUAUAUAUGUGCUGUUAUGAUGAUGGCUUUUGAAACAGUGUCUCCUGUCCAAUCUUCUUUUCAUAUAGUAUGAAAAAUGUUGUGUGCUGCUCCUCUAAAUAGAAUUUAAGAUUGAUAAGAAGUGUUUUGUGUGUAACAUAGGGUCCACCUUAGAAAUACAUAUAAAGUAGGCAAGUAGGCAGAGGUUGAGAGUCUUGAGAAAUGGCAGAGCAUUUUCUUGAUUAAAACCUGAUCAACAAGCUCAACUAGUGAGGAGCAAGUAAUCAGUGAAAUCACCUGGUGUGGUGUUUUGAUGGACUGUAGGCACUCAUAGCACAUGGCUUACUACUCCUGUUUAAGAACAACUUUCUUGAUGCCCUUUGUCUUGUGUGGCUAUUAAAUGUUUAAUGAUAACAUUCAUGGUUUUUAUUUUGUGUUCAGUCAGUGUUGUUUCAUACAUCCUUCUAUGUCUAGCUCACCCCAGUUCGCCAGUCAUAAUACCGAAACCCUACAUAGAAGUAAAGCUAAAAGAUAUUUUUUUAAUACCAAGAUUACAAACAACUUAAUCACUUCAUUUGUUUCCUGCCUUGUUAACUUCUUAUCUUAUCUGGUGCCCUUUGUGUGAGGGGUGACUAAAGACUCUAAAGAGCAGAACUAGCUUCGAUAACUGCUGCUGUUUUGAAUGUAUUUGAUGUGGCAUCAGAGUAUAGAUACUUUACAGUCACACCAUGAUCAAGCAAAUGUGUAUUGUGAUUAUUAUUAACUUUACAUGACUGAAUAUGAAGUUUGGAAAAACCUGAAUCUUGGUGAACGAACCAUUAAUCAUACAUGAAAUAAGCUCCAAUACAUGUUUUUGAUCACAAAGUUGUAUUUCUGUCACUGUUAAUGUCACAUAAUGAGGAAGUGAUGCAUGCUUUUGCAUAAUAAGGUAGUAGCACCUUAGACCUUUAGUAUGUAAAGCCUUAAUGGUUAUGGAAAGAAAUACAGAAGUUCUCUUUUGAUUUGUUCAUUUAUCACAAGACCAAUUACUGAAUGUCUUAUAAAAGGCUGAAGAAAAAAACAUUGUACCUAUUAUAAUGUUGGAAAAAAAUACACUUCACUGUCUGGUCAUUAAAGGGAAACUACCUUAAAGUA
Messenger RNA from Micropterus salmoides (largemouth bass), 3938 nucleotides. It is a transcript of the gene trafd1, whose product is annotated as TRAF-type zinc finger domain containing 1. Bases 387 to 2153 code for a protein of 588 amino acids. The transcript is spliced from 14 exons. NCBI's taxonomy places the organism in Eukaryota, Metazoa, Chordata, Actinopteri, Centrarchiformes, Centrarchidae. The record is from RefSeq and is a predicted model, not a curated record.